UGUUGGUGGGCGGGAGGCGCGGGAAGGGCGGGAAGAGGGGGGAAGGCUAAAGACCAUCAACGACGGGAUGAGCCUUUUCUUUCCUCCCGACCAACGAGCGAGCUUCGCCUCCGAAACAUCCUUUUCUGCUGAACUGGUGGGAAUCAUCCAGACACUGGGCGAAAGCUCGGGCGUGGCCCGACCACCAUGGUGGCAGUACUCCGUAGUCUCAUCGGUCUCAGGGGCCAACACACCAUCUUCUUGAUUGCCAGCGUCGUCGGGGCGAGAGCCUGUCGCCAACCAGCUGUCAGAAUUACUUGGGAGGCGAGCGUGAGGAUUUUGAAGAGAGGGACUGCCUGCGCAGCACCCCCCUUAAGCAAGGGUACAUGUUUCCUGUUGACGAUAUCACGUUACCGGUCUAGCCUAAUGAUGAACUCUCUUUUUUUUUUCUGUGCCUGAGUUGCGACAACGCGUCGUCGCGUGGCUCUCACCCUUCAUCUUU
This is a messenger RNA of Microdochium trichocladiopsis, 481 nucleotides long. RefSeq lists its product as uncharacterized. The coding region runs from base 187 to 438 and encodes 83 amino acids. The record is from RefSeq and is a predicted model, not a curated record. Lineage: Eukaryota; Fungi; Ascomycota; Sordariomycetes; Xylariales; Microdochiaceae. The transcript has a single exon.